This is a messenger RNA of Danaus plexippus (monarch butterfly), 1119 nucleotides long. RefSeq names its product death-associated protein 1 (gene Drp). NCBI's taxonomy places the organism in Eukaryota, Metazoa, Arthropoda, Insecta, Lepidoptera, Nymphalidae. Gene Ontology annotation, molecular function: death domain binding. Gene Ontology annotation, biological process: apoptotic signaling pathway; cellular response to amino acid starvation; negative regulation of autophagy. The transcript has 2 exons. Bases 143 to 451 code for a protein of 102 amino acids. The record is from RefSeq and is a predicted model, not a curated record.
AAAUUGCAUUCGUAAUCUGUAUUUGCUGUAUAGUGCUCCGCGUCAGUGUCGCGUACUUACACGUUGUAGUUUUUUGAUUAUUUACUUUAAUCUUAUCUGAUUUACCGCUUGUUAUUUGAUUAAUUAUAUUAUAACUUCAACAAUGUCGACUCCGGAGGAAACUGCUCAACUUAAGGCUGGCCAUCCCCCAGCAGUGAAGGCUGGCGGCAUGAGAAUAACACAACAUAAAACAGGACAUGUGAAAGAGUCCAAGGAUGUUGUACAUAGUGAAGACCUCACCGGACUCGCUGGUAUAGCCCCAGUUCCAAUCAACCCAGUGCUUACAUCGGGGGCUCCAAACAAAGGCAACACGGACUUCACACCACAAGCGGCACAGGUGGCCCACAGUCCAAAGCCUCCCGCUCAUAUAAAUAUUAAGCCGGCUACCAACAUUCAACAGCCUAGGAAGUGAACUUAGCUGUAUGACAUAUCAACAACAUGUUAGGUGUUUCAAGAUUUUAAAAUAACAUAUAAGUUUCAUGGUUUUUCAUCUUUAACAGAUAAUAUAUAUGACGCCUAACAUAAACUGCUCACCAUACACAUGGUUAUAAACCAUUGUAAUGAUUGCUGGGAACCAUAAUGAUUUAAUUGCAACAUUUUUCCUUUUAAUUAUAAGAAUAUAUAAAAUAUAUGAAUAACUGUUUCCUUAUCUCUCAUAAUAAGUUAUAUUUGUACUCAAAAUAUUAAUAUAUAUACAUAAAAGUAUUUUGAGAGACUUAAAUAAUAUAUUUGUUUGGUGUUAAUCAAAAUUUUAUUCAGUUUUUUUUAUUGAGUGAGUUUGUAUUUAAGUUAAUAUUUUGUUUUUUUUUUUUUGCGACGACUGAUUUAUCUGUAGCAAUUUUUUUUUUUACAUUCCAUAGACAAUUCACAUUCUAUACUUGAAACUAUUGUAAAAAUCAACAAUAGUCUAUGGUAUAUAAAAUUGGUGCUAGAAAAUAAUUGGUUGCAUUUAAAAAUAUAUGAUACGUCUUGUUCUGUUAAUAAUAUCUGUGUAUUUUUUUUAUUCAUGGUGGAAGUGGUUUUGAUCUUUUCACCAUAUUUUAUUUCUUUUCAUAGUUUUAAAUAUAUUUAUAAAAAUAU